UAUGGAAAUUACAGAUGCCGAAUUCCACCGCUACCACUGAUGCCUCUGCUGCCGCAGCCUCUGAUGUCACUACCACCCCAUGCAAUGCCAUGUCUACCACCCCAUGCAAUGCCUCUGCAACUGAUACUGCUACCAUUGAUGCCUCCGCUACAACCGACACCUCUGCCACAGCCUCUGAUGCCACUGCCACCCCAACCGCUGAUGGUGCUGCCAACAAUGCUGCCAACAAUGCAGAGAUAGCUGGAGCAAUCUUCAGAGAGGAUUUCAAGACGCUGUCAUAUGAAGAUAGAAUGGAGUAUUUCAUGAACAUGAGGAAAGACUUUAAAACUAUAUUGUUUGAGCUGAUAACUGCAUUGGAGAAGUAUCAGUCUCAUGAGUAUCUUGCAAACAAAUUUGAUUGGUUCAUACAAGAUCAUUUUGGAAAAGAUUUAUUUGAUCAUUGGCCUGCAUGUUACAGGCUGUCAACAGUCAAACAGUCAAAAUGCAGUUGUGCAUUUUCUAUGUGCUGAAUGAUGAUUUUAUUGAGGGUUUAG
Nilaparvata lugens (brown planthopper) is the source of this 533-nucleotide messenger RNA. RefSeq lists its product as uncharacterized. The transcript has 2 exons. The coding region runs from base 15 to 509 and encodes 164 amino acids. NCBI's taxonomy places the organism in Eukaryota, Metazoa, Arthropoda, Insecta, Hemiptera, Delphacidae. The record is from RefSeq and is a predicted model, not a curated record.